UGCCACCAUUCUCCAACCGAGAAUCGCUUCCGAACAAAAGCACGUUCAUAACCGCUUCCCAAUAGCAUGCCGACCAAAACUCUCUUUUCACUAACAUUUCAGUAAAAAGUCACACACGGUCUCAACACAGCCACCACCAAACUCUACAAAACACAAAUAAACAAAAAUGUUGGGCUGCGGCCAAGAAGAGAUUGAACUGUCACGGGAUGGCAGCCACUACAGUCUCUCCACCGGAAUACUUCCGUCUCUCGGAGCCAAAAGCAACCGCAGAAUCAAGCUGCGCCGCUUUAUUCUAUCGCCCUACGACCGCCGUUACAGGAUAUGGGAAACUUUCCUUAUUAUUCUGGUAUUUUAUACUGCCUGGGUUUCUCCCUUCGAAUUCGGAUUCUUGAAGAAGCCAGAACCACCGCUUUCCAUUACGGACAAUAUUGUGAAUGGAUUUUUUUUCGUGGAUAUAGUUCUGACCUUCUUUGUGGCUUACAUUGACAAAAGCACCUAUUUGAUCGUGGAUGAUCGGAAACAGAUUGCUUGGAAAUAUGGAAGGACUUGGCUGGCCUUCGAUGUUAUCUCCAUCAUUCCUUCAGAGCUUAUACAAAAGAUAUCACCUUCUCCUCUUCAAUCUUACGGUUUAUUCAACAUGCUUCGCCUAUGGCGUCUUCGGAGAGUCAGUGCUUUGUUUUCUCGGCUUGAGAAGGACAGAAACUAUAACUAUUUUUGGGUUCGGUGUGCCAAGCUUAUUUCUGUUACCCUCUUCGCUGUUCAUUGUGCUGGGUGUUUCUAUUAUCUUAUUGCUGCACGUUAUCAUGAUCCAAAGAAGACGUGGAUUGGUUCAACGAUGGAUAAUUUCCUUCAACACAGCUUGUGGUCAAGAUACGUGAUGUCUAUUUACUGGUCUAUUACUACCUUAACAACUGUCGGUUAUGGAGAUUUGCAUCCAGUGAAUUCAAGGGAGAUGACCUUUGACAUCUUUUAUAUGCUCUUUAAUCUGGGGUUAACAGCGUAUUUGAUUGGUAAUAUGACCAAUUUGGUUGUCCAUGGCACAAGUCGAACCAGAAAAUUUAGAGAUACCAUCCAAGCUGCCUCAAAUUUUGCGCAAAGGAAUCAAUUGCCUCAUCGGUUGCAAGACCAAAUGCUUGCCCACUUGUGUUUGAAGUAUAGAACAGACUCGGAAGGUUUGCAGCAGCAAGAGACACUUGAUUCUCUUCCUAAGGCCAUCAGAUCCAGCAUUUCACAUUAUCUUUUCUAUUCUCUGAUCGAUAAGGUCUACUUGUUUCACGGGGUUUCGAAUGACUUGCUCUUUCAAUUGGUGUCAGAGAUGAAAGCUGAAUAUUUUCCACCCAAAGAAGAUGUUAUCUUGCAAAAUGAAGCCCCCACUGACUUUUAUAUACUGGUCACUGGUGCCGUGGAACUGGUAGUUCUUAAAAAUGGGGUUGAACAGGUUGUUGGAGAGGCCAAAACUGGUGAUCUUUGUGGUGAGAUUGGUGUGCUCUGUUACAAGCCACAGCUUUUCACCGUUCGAACGAAGCGACUGAGCCAGUUGCUGAGGCUAAAUCGGACUACUUUCUUGAAUAUUGUUCAGGCCAACGUGGGAGACGGAACCAUUAUCAUGAAUAAUCUGCUUCAGCAUUUAAAAGACCUCAACGAUCCAAUCAUGGAGGGAGUUUUGGUGGAGAUUGAGACCAUGUUAGCUCGUGGUAGAAUGGACCUACCAGUGAGUGUGUGCUUUGCGGCAGCAAGAGGGGAUGACUUGUUGUUACAUCAGUUGCUGAAACGAGGAAUGGAUCCAAACGAAUCCGACAACAAUCGAAGGACAGCUUUGCACAUAGCAGCAUCUCAAGGGAAAGAAAACUGUGUUCUGCUUCUGUUGGAUUAUGGGGCGGAUCCUAACAUUACAGAUUUGGACGGUAAUGUGGCACUAUGGGAGGCUAUGGUGGGAGAACAUGAGUCAGUGAGGAAGGUGUUGGCAGAAAACGGAGCUAACUUGCAAUGCGGGGAUGUGGGCCAGUUUGCAUGUAGCGCUGUUGAGCAGAACAAUUUGAAGUUGCUGAAGGAGAUAAAGCGGUACGGAGGAGAUAUCACCCUUCCGAGCAUCAACAGUGGGACCACAGCAUUGCACGUUGCAGUGUCGGAGGGCAACGUUGAAAUGGUGAAAUACCUUUUGGAUCACGGGGCAAGCAUUGACAAGCCGGACAAGCAUGGCUGGACCGCCAGAGGUCUGGCAGAUCAGCAAUCACAUACAGAAAUAAAAGCCAUUUUUGACUCUACUGGGGACCCUAAGGUUCACUCUUCCCUUUCCAUUCCCGAGAAGCAGAGUGCGUUCAGGUUCCUUGGAAGGUUCACUAGUGAGCCAACCAUGCCUUUACCCCUUGAGGGUUCAUUUCAUGGAGCGGAUGCCUCUUUGAGCCAGAGCCAGAGACAGAGCCAGAACCGUCCAAGGCGUAGGAGCAGCAAUUAUCAUAAUUCACUCUUGGGGAUAAUGGUGGCAGCACAUAAUGGGGAAAAGGACCUGCUUUUGCCUCUUGACAUGAAUAACACGGGAAGCAAUGGCAUGAAGAGUAGUAGUCCAGCUAGAGUGAUUAUUAGUUGCCCUGAGAGGGGUGAGGUUGUGGGGAAGCUUGUUUUACUACCUGGAAGCUUUCAAGAGCUGCUUGAGAUUGGAGCCAAAAAAUUUGGUUUCUAUCCUGCCAAGGUUGUUUGCAAAGAUGGAGGUCAAAUUGAAGAUUUAGAGGUUAUUAGAGAUGGUGAUCAUCUGGUCUUUCUCGGUGCUGGUGAGUUGUAGAAUCCAAGUGUCCAACUCCAGCACCACUUUAGGAUGGCAUGCAUGUGUAGAGUAUGCGUAUGCGUAUAAGAAACGUCUUUACUAUCACUGUAAUUUUUUCCCGGUCUUAUAUUUUGAUCUCAAAUGUAAAUCUUUUAGCCCUCUUAUCAAUUUUUCUUAUGUGGAAUAAAAUAUUUUCCCCUUCUGUUAC
Vigna unguiculata (cowpea) is the source of this 2969-nucleotide messenger RNA. RefSeq names its product K+ transporter 1. Gene Ontology annotation, molecular function: voltage-gated potassium channel activity; protein binding. The record is from RefSeq and is a predicted model, not a curated record. Gene Ontology annotation, biological process: transmembrane transport; potassium ion transport. Lineage: Eukaryota; Viridiplantae; Streptophyta; Magnoliopsida; Fabales; Fabaceae. Gene Ontology annotation, cellular component: membrane.